Messenger RNA from Tuber aestivum (summer truffle), 1250 nucleotides. The record is from the annotation of a GenBank genome assembly. Lineage: Eukaryota; Fungi; Ascomycota; Pezizomycetes; Pezizales; Tuberaceae.
AUGGCUUCACCAGCAAAACGUCUUAAAACUACCCCACUACGCAUUGGAACUCACAAGUAAUUCUACCCCCUUUCAACUCUUGGAUAUGUUUUUGAUGUGCUGAUGGCCAAUUUCGAUUCUCCCCAGCGGCCAUUUCCAUGUAUGUUUGAUUCUCGGGAGACAGACGAACGACGGGGAGACGACUAACCAUUUACGACAAAUUUUAGGCUGAUGAGGCUCUUGCAGUCUACAUGCUGCGUCUCUUACCAGAAUACCAGGAUUCGACCCUGACUCGUUCCCGGGAUCCUGCCGUCCUCGAAGAGUGCGACAUUAUUGUAGAUGUACGAAAUCCUGCCCCCGAUCAGUCGGCUGGUUUCGGGAAUCGGGUUUGAUUGACAAAAUUUUCAGGUCCAAGGUCAGUACGACGGUACGAAACACUUCGAUCACCACCAGCGUACAUUCUCGGAAACCUUCUCUCCAGAAUUCCAGACCAAACUUUCCUCGGCCGGGCUGAUUUACAAGCACUUCGCAACCCAGAUGAUAUCCCAUCGCCUAUCCAUUCCUAUAGACGACCCAUCCAUAACGCUCCUGUACAACAAGGUCUACAAGGACUUCAUCGAGGCGAUCGACGCGAACGAUAAUGGGAUCUCUGCCUAUCCUUCGGAUGUCAAGCCAGCCUUUAACGACAAGUCCAUAAGUCUCCCGUCCUUGGUGGGUUUACUGAAUCCUGAAUGGAAUGAUCCGGUCAAGACACAAGAGUCCGAGGAUGAAAAGUUCCUUGAAGCGUCGAAAUUGAUGGGCACUGUCUUUGUUCAGAAGUUGGAUUACUACGGCAAGUCAUGGCUUCCGGCAAGGGAUUAUGUGGUGAAGGCAAUGGAGGGCCGGUUCGAGCACGAUGAAAAGGGAAGAAUAUUGAUCUUUCCCCAGUCCAUUCCGUGGAAAGACCAUUUGUUUACCCUUGAGGUGGAGGCUGGAAUAGAAGAGGAGGACAAGAAGCCUCUAUACGUGCUGUACAGCCAGGAGGCUGAAAAGCAAGGCUGGAGGAUUCAAUGUGUGCCUGUCAGUAGGGAUAGCUUCGAGAGCAGGAAGCCAUUGCCUGAGCCUUGGAGGGGUAUGAGAGACGAUGCUCUCAGCGAGGCUUCCGGUAUCCCGGGAGGUGUGUUUGUGCAUGCUAGUGGGUUCAUUGGAGGAAACGAGACCUUUGAGGGAGCAUUGGAGAUGGCAAAAAAAUCACUCGGGUUGUAGGGUUGGCUAGUCAGCGGUCUGGGUAG